AUGAACAACAUCCUCCUGAUUCCUAUCAUCGACAGCUCGGACCACUCGUGCUUGAUUCCGUUCAACUUUCGCACCAUUCGCAAUGAUAUACGCAUUGACGGGUACCAGCUGUACGCAGUGGAGAAAUGGAUUGUUGACAGGAAGCGGAGUCUGCCUGUGCUUACGGUCUAUACAGGACACCCGGACCACACCAUACCGGUCCUGUCUUUGGCCCCGGAAAGCGAUGAGGAGUGGGAGAAGGCCAUUCACCACCUUCGGCGCGAUGGCGCACGCCCCAAGCAGACCCCGCAUGGAGUCAUUAUGAACACAUCUCUGGCGGGAUUCCGAAGUGACUUCACGAUCGUGUACAUACCGAACGGGGACUUUGGCGCGAUCAAAGACCAGCUGUAUACGAAUAUCAACUUGCUCCGAAUGGGGUGCUCUGGGAGGAGCGCGCUGACUUUGGAAGAGCCGAGUGAUACAACGAAAGACCGGUUCAUCUCAAUGUAUCACUUGCCGGACGUCUCGUUCGGAGAUGGCUCGACACCAGUGCCGACUUCGAAUCAACAUAAAUCGAAGCAGAAACCUCAGCGGACGCCCGUCAAUGUUCUAGAAGUCUACAAAACACUUAAUCCGCAACACUCUACCCCGUUGUCGCCCGGUCGUGUCGCUGGAGGGGCGGUGGUCAUGGUGAAGACGAAGGACAAACCGGUGUUCAACAAGACCGUUCUAGAGCUGGUGAAGCUGAUUCAAGCUGCAUUGGUGAUCUUUGGUAUGUAUGACACGCGAUACGGGGCUAUCAAACCGAAGAUGGUAGACAAGGACGGGAAGUUUGUGAUCGACGGGCUGCUGUGUGAUGUGACGGUGGAGGGGAUACAGCGGUGGACCAGCGAGAUUGGCGAACCAUGCGUCGGGGUGGAGCCGAUGGAACGCGUUGCGGACCCAAGCAUCGUUUCCGCCCUCCUCAGCCUCGUGCUAGCCACCCGUAAUAAACUCGUCACACUAGGAUACGUCCAUGUCCCGAAGGAUCCGUUCCUCCACCCUCAUCAAUUCCUCGUCACGCUGAACAUCUACGUCCUCGGCAGCGGAUCGGGAUCCACGACCUCUCCAGCAUCAGCAUCAGCAUCGACACUAACCUUCCACUCCCCCAACUAUUCCCAAUCUCAUUUCGCAUCAGCGCACUUCCCUAUUUCAUUGCCCCCGCCUCGACCUGGGCACCACCGCUCACUCUCGAAUCUCACUUUACCUAAUAGCGUGUUCGGUGGCCCUGGCGGCACGUCGACCACGACGCUUAUGCACUCGCUCGGGCCAGGUGAUAUUGUGUUUGCGCCUGGUUCCGCUAGUGCGAGCAAGAAGAACCUCGCUUCGACCCCGAUGAACAUGCCUACCUCCACACUUACCCGUGCAAUCAUUCAGUCGAUCAAUGCGAUGUAUGUAUCGAAAGUCGGCUCGGGAGGUGGCGAGUCGAGUGGGAAAGCUAGGAGAGCGCUCAGUGGCGAUGGGGGACGGGUGCGUCGGGCGAUAAAAGGCAAACUAGGAGAUAUAGGAAAUGCGGUAGGGGUGGGCGACAAGGAUAAGGACAGGGAUAGCGACAAUGACGCUCGGGGUGCAAUGAGCGAGGGUGAGGGUGGCUCGGUGCUCGAGCGGGGAGAUUUCAAGGAUAGGUCCGACCGCGGGUUUGCUGGGAUCGCAUCCAACCAAUUGUUUAGUGGGCUUGGGAGUUUGGGGAGUGGGAUCGGGAAUCUGGCGAGUGGGAUUGGGCUAGGGCUAGGGUUACCGGGAAGUGGGGGUGCGGGGGCGGGCGGUGCCGCGGUUGUGUCGGAGCCGUUGUUGGAUUUGAGUACGUUUGUGGAGAUGGUUGCUGGGGUGGGAGAGCGGGAGGGGAGGAUUAGGGAUAAGAAGAGGGAGAAGGAGCAGCUGAAGUUGAGGAAGCACGAGAGGGAGAGGUCGGAUGAUGAGAGGGAUAGGAAGAAUAGUCGGGAUAGUUUUGGGGAGAGCCCGAAGAGCGGGGGGCUAAGAGGGCGUGUUGGGAGGCGGCAUAGGAAGGAGAGGGAUAAGGAUGGGGUGAAGGAUGACGGAAAUGUGAGGGGUGUAGGCGGCACGGUGAGGGCGCUGUGGAGUGGGCAUGUGUUAGAGAUCGUGAAGCUGAGGGAGUUGAUCGAGGAGAUGCAAUGCCCGAAGAAAGAGGUUGUUAGUGGACCUGUCGCCGCCGAGGAACAGCGGAAGAAGGGAGAGGGAGAUAAGGUCAGAUGGCCCGACCAAUGGGCGCUAGGUAAUAAUGGUGUAGCUAGCGAUGGAGAUGUGGAUACUCGACAAGGGAGCCCGGUGUUGCAGAGAAACGGGAGGUUCAGGGAUGGGUAUCGCUCGACGGAGGACGAAAGCGACAAUAGUCAGGCCCCAAUCAGGCGGAGAGAUCGACCUACUUCCAUUGGCAGUGGAUUCUCUGGGUGGAGCGGGGUGCGCGAUAAGAUUGGGUCAUGGCGGCACUUGGCUGAUAAUCGCAACAAACGCAAAAAGGACGAUGUUAAUCCUUUUGGAGAUGCGCCACGAACGAGCGCGGAUGCGAAGGCCCGACUCAAUUUGAUUGAUACUGGGUUUCUGACACCCCCGAGGCUCGGCGCAGGGCACGGGUCAACACAGAGUCCGACGUUGCAUCCAUUCUAUAGUGGGGAUGAUGAAGACCUGUUAAGCAGUGGACAGGUCUCGCCGAUUUCCGACCGUAUUGAGUCUAAUCCUUUCCAUACCUUUGGGACACCAAGCAAACUCAAGCAGACUUCGAAUGAGCCCUCUGCCGCGAACUCUACGCUCAACCUAUUUGCGAACAACUACGGUUCGUCUUUGGUUGCGUUGAAUGGCGAGGGUGGGGCCGAAAUCAGUGACUACAAGCGCAAAGUCGAGGCCUUCGAUGUUCAGACGAGGAAGCGACCUUGGGGUAAACGUAUCGUGCAGAAUAGGGUGUUAAGCUGGUCGGACCCAUUGAGUGCCCGAGGUAUCGUUGAUGCUGAAGGCGAUUCUCAGGGCCAUGGAAGCGGCUCUGAAAGCGACGUCGAAGAGACGGAUGGUGUCAACCAGUCUCAAGAUAUUGUGAAGCGUAUGGUAAGGAAGAAGCGGAAUGUGCGGCGGGGAGAGACUCUGCCCGUACAAGACUCUGGAGCAACUGGAAGUGCGGACGAAGGCAUGGACGACUUCUUUGGCCAGACGCCGAGGCAGAGAAGGCUUCGUCGCGAGGCUAAAAGGCGGCGUAGCUUUCAUGACCUGGCGGCGUUCCGAGAUAUCCGAGUGCUAACCCCAGACCAGAUGAAGAUCGAUGUGGAACUAUGCGGGCAUUAUCUCGUUCUGUCACGCAGAGAAGAGCAUUUGGUUAAUGUGAUGCAGUGCCUUGAGAUCUUUGCCAACCAGCUGUCGGCGACAAACGCUUCCCUCCGUUCGGACUACCAAUCGCACCUUGCCUUUCUCACUGAGCUCGAGUCGCAUACCAAAAUUCUGGCCGCCCUGGAAGCUUCUCGUGCUCAGGCAGCUGUAUCCACUCAGGAAACCAACACUCUAUUAUACGAAUCGGAUCAGUUCAGACUGCAUGAUCUGUGGAGAAUGGCCAGUAUGCCUCGGCACAAAGUUCUUGCGUUAAGAGAGAAGGUAUUUGGUUCGGGGGGAAGACGCAGGGUCAAACAGGGCGUGUACGGCGCACACGGAAAGUUUGAUAGGGUGCAGUGGACUUUAGACGGGAGAGAGAGGUUGGUCGAUUCGCUGGGCAGGACAGAGAGUGAGGCCGAAGAAGAGAGUAUCGUUGAGAGGGAAAAGAUUAUCCACAGGGAGGAUGUCGGCACGGAAGGAGAUGAAGACGUUGGCGAAGAAGGUCUCAAGCUUGGCGAGGAUGAAAGGGAUGUGGUGGAUAAUCCGACGAUUAAGCCCAUGUGGCUGCUACAGUUCUUCACAAACUGGGGCGCCAGGUGGGGUGCUGCAGUUUCUGCCACAGCGCCUGAACAGUCAACAUCAGCAAAUGGUACGGCAGCUCCGUCGAAGGAGAAUGCCGAUGCCGUAGAUGAAAGUCCCCCAACUUCGACAUGA
This is a messenger RNA of Pleurotus ostreatus (oyster mushroom), 4044 nucleotides long. RefSeq lists its product as uncharacterized. The record is from RefSeq and is a predicted model, not a curated record. Gene Ontology annotation, cellular component: Sin3-type complex. The transcript is spliced from 9 exons. Bases 1 to 4044 code for a protein of 1347 amino acids. Lineage: Eukaryota; Fungi; Basidiomycota; Agaricomycetes; Agaricales; Pleurotaceae.